CAGUGGGACUACAAUAUAAGUGGUUCGUCGGUAAAAUGCAUACCACGAUCAACCGUUGCUAAAGGUCGUUCUUACCGACAAACAUUUUUUUUGACACGAUCAAAGUGUUUUAUGCGAUUGCCGUUUUUCGCUAUUGGUUUACUGUGUUGUCCGUGUUCGAGUUGAAUAAUAAAAAGAAAAGACAUGACAAGCGAAUCGGAUAACCAAUCGCCAGAAGAGGGGUCCAGGCAACAAGAGUCGGAGUUGAAAAAAGAAAGAAAGAUCAAAAUCAUACGAAUCCUGACGGUGAUUGUAUACUUGACGGCUGUGUCUUCGACAUCGGUCAUGUUGUCCUCUUACUACAUGUUUGUAUGGAAGCCUCAUGCUGGAAAUAUGACGUUAACACCCAACACUGAUGGGAUGGCGAUGGCUUUACUCGGCGAUAAAUACCACGGUAGCCAGUACACCGGUAAACCAUAUAAAAAUUUAGGCAAAACGAGUACACCUUUCUUGGCUGCAACAAAAACCGAUCGCCUCUCGACUACCGGUCAAACUGAGCCUUACAGCGUUUAUAAAACGAUAAUGUCAACCAAAAAUGAACAGUCAACCACCGUCGAUUGGCAAACCAUAAGCGACACCACGGAAUCGUCCACGGCCACAGACCAAUCAUAAUACUCAAAUUAACCGCAUUGCCAAUUUAAAAUUAAUUAGAAUGAACUAAGCUUUCGUUUUUACGCCUAAAAAAAAAAAAAAAACAA
Messenger RNA from Adelges cooleyi (spruce gall adelgid), 737 nucleotides. RefSeq lists its product as uncharacterized. Lineage: Eukaryota; Metazoa; Arthropoda; Insecta; Hemiptera; Adelgidae. The coding region runs from base 184 to 651 and encodes 155 amino acids. The transcript is spliced from 3 exons. The record is from RefSeq and is a predicted model, not a curated record.